Peromyscus eremicus (cactus mouse) is the source of this 1176-nucleotide messenger RNA. RefSeq names its product uroplakin 3B (gene Upk3b). Lineage: Eukaryota; Metazoa; Chordata; Mammalia; Rodentia; Cricetidae. The coding region runs from base 237 to 1064 and encodes 275 amino acids. The transcript is spliced from 6 exons. The record is from RefSeq and is a predicted model, not a curated record.
CCGAUCCUAAAUGGCCCCUCUCCCGGAGGCCCCGCCCCCCACAAGAGCCCACCUUCCCCCUCCCCGUGAUGGGCUGGACGCGCUGGGAGGGGGAAGGGGUGAAUUCAUAUUUUCAGGUCUUUCCUGCUGUCCCGGCAGCCUGAGUAACAGCCAGAGUAGGCCAGAGGUGUUGGAGGUGGGGUGUAACAGGGCCAGCCCCCAAGCCUGCCUCUGCCCGGGGCAAGUGCUUGGCAGUCAUGGGGCUCACCCGGAGGCAGCCUCACCCUGGGCCUCUGCUCCUCCUGGUGCUGGUGUGGCUCUCCCCAAGCCUGAGUCUGGACCUGAUUCCCUACGAGCCGCAGAUAACAGCCUGGGACCUGGAAGGGAAGGUCACCGCCACCACGUUCUGUCUGGAGCAGCCUCGGUGCGUCUUCAAUGAGCAUGCCUCAGCCAACGACACCGUGUGGCUGGUGGUGGCUUUCAGUAAUGUCUCCAGGGACUUCCAGAACCCGCAGACCCCUGCUGAGAUCCCGACCUCCCCACAGCUGCUGACUGACGGCCACUAUAUGACAUUACCCCUGUCCCUGGAUCAGCUGCCCUGUGAGGAUCCCACGGGUGGCAGUGGAGGUGUCCCGGUGCUUCGAGUGGGCCAUGACUCCGGCUGUUACCAGAAACCCUAUUGCAACGCUCCCCUCCCCAGUCAGGGGCCUUACAGCGUGAAGUUCCUUCUGAUGGAUGCCAGUGGUCCACCCAAGGCUGAGACGAAGUGGUCCAAUCCCAUUUAUCUCCACCAAGGGAAAUCCCCCAGCUCCAUUGACACGUGGCCCGGGAGGCGGAGCGGCUGUAUGAUCGUCAUUACGUCCAUCCUCUCUGCCCUGGCCGGCCUCUUGCUCCUGGCUUUCCUGGCAGCCUGGACAAUGCGAUUCUCCAGCCUGUGGUGGCCCGAGGAAGCCCCUGAGCAGCUACGGAUUGGCUCCUUCAUGGGAAAACGCUACAUGACGCACCACAUCCCCCCCAGCGAGGCUGCCACCCUGCCGGUGGGCUGUGAGCCUAGCCUGGAUCCCCUUCCCAGUCUCAGCCCGUAGCCUGGUCUCUGCAGCUUGGGCCUGGGGUGAGGGACAGAGCAGGGACACAGGGCCUGUAGGGGGGUCUGGCAUCUUCACAGCUCCUCGUAUCUGUUUCUGUCCCUCACUAGGC